AUGCGAAGGCUAUCAUGGCACUAUCUACUCCUCUGCCUCUUCCUGUUGGACUUGAAUUUUCAAGUUAUUUCCUCAUCUCCUUAUAACUCCUCUUCUCGUUCAAUCAAACUUUGCUCCCCUGAGCAAAGCUCUGCCUUACUCCAUUUCAAGAGCACCUUAAAAAUUCAUAGUUAUUCUUACUAUCUUUGCGAAGAAUAUUAUUAUCCUAAGAUAGAUUCUUGGAAAGAGGGAAGUGAUUGCUGCUCAUGGGAUGGGGUCACUUGUGAUAGCUACACAGGUCAUGUCAUUGGCCUUGAACUUUCUUUAAGUGGGAUCCAUGGCACUAUCAAUGACAAUAGUAGUCUCUUCCUCCUUCGCAAUCUCCAGAAGCUCAAGCUUGCUUGUAAUAAUUUCGGUGAAUCCAUUAUCUCAUCGAAGUUUGGUCAAUUCACGAAAUUAACCCAUCUUAACCUUUCUUCCUCCGGAUUCCAUGGCUUAGUUCCAACUGAAAUCUAUCACCUAUCUAAACUUGUUUCGCUUGACCUCUCUGGUGGUAUUUCCCUUAGUUUACCUAUACUGAGCCAACAUGUUUUUAAUAAGCACUUACAGAAUCUUACAAAAUUAAGAUAUCUUCAUCUAGAUGGUGUGGAUUUGUCUUCAGUUGCACCUGGCUCCUUGUUGAACUUGUCUUCUACUUUGAUAUCUCUUUCAGUUGGCAGUACUGGUCUGCAAGGCAGGUUUCCAAAUGAUGUUUUCCGCCUUCCAUUCCUCCAGAAGUUGCGUUUGACCGGAAAUGAAAAUCUUAGAGGGCAGAUUCCAGAUGUUUUUGGCAACCUCAGCAAAUUAACUGAUCUAGAUCUUUCAUUCAACAAUUUCAGUGGUCAGUUGCCAUCUUCAGCAUUCGACCUCCCACAACUUUCGGUUUUAGUCUUUUCUGGAAACCAAUUUGAAGGUCACAUUCCAUAUCAAGUAAGUGGUCUUUCAAAGCUACUUUCUCUCGACCUAUCUGGUAAUUUUCUCGAUGGAAGAGUUCCAUCUUGGUUGUUUACUCUACCAUCUUUGGAGACAUUGGACCUUAGUUAUAACAAACUCACAGGUCCAAUUGAGGAGUUCCGUCAGCCUGGUUCUGUGAAUUUUGUUUCUUUAAUGAAUAACCAAAUUCAAGGUUCAAUUCCAAAUUCCAUGUUUGAACUUUUAAACCUUACAAACCUUGACCUUUCUUCCAACAAUUUGAGUGGCAUUGUGAAACCAGAAAUGUUGUCCAAGCUCAAAAAUAUAAUUAUGAUUGACCUUUCCCAUAACACAUUACUAUCUUUAGUUACCCCCAAAAAGGCCAACAUUACCUUGCCUAAGCUUGAGGAGUUCGAUUUCUCUUCUUGCAACAUAACCGAAUUCCCUUUCUUCUUAAGAACCUCAGAAGACUUGAAUAUUUUAGACCUUUCAAACAAUAGAAUUCACGGCCAGAUUUCCCAACAACAAUUGGAAUUAUUUCAAAAUUUAUACUAUUUGAAUCUCUCUCACAAUUCUUUGACAAGUUUUGUCUCUUUUGGAAAAGUUUCCACGAUGAAUCUAGUUGUUCUUGACCUUCAAUCCAACUUGCUCCAAGGCCCACUUGUGAUGGUAGAUGCACCUACUAUGGACAUCUUAGUAGUUUCCGACAAUAUGUUGAUUGGAGAGAUCCCUCUGAUCUUUUGCAACUUGAGCUAUCUUGAUCUGUCUUACAAUGGCUUUAGUGGAACCAUUCCACAAUCAUUAGCUAAUAUCCAUAUUCGAUACCUUGACCUUAAUGGUAAUAAGUUGGAAGGGUCAUUACCACAUUCUUUGGUUAAUUGCAGUAAGGUGGAAGUUCUAAAUGUUGGAAACAACAUGAUCAAUGAUACUUUCCCUUAUUGGUUAGCAAACCUUCCAGAAUUGCAAGUUCUGAUAUUGAGAUCUAAUAGAUUUCAUGGUUUCAUUGGCGAACCCAAGACAAGAUUAGCAUUUCCAAAAUUGCGAGUACUUGACCUCUCUCACAAUCAAUUCACAGGUAUUUUGCCAACAAGAUACUUUGAGAAAUUUAAUAUGAUGUGUGGUAAGAAUAAUGAAGAUGAAUUGGAUUACAUGGGAGAUGAUCCAAAUCCAAUUUUUCUACCCUAUUCGAAUGGGCCGAUCCAUGCUCAAUACUAUUCCAUUAGUUUGACGGUAAAAGGCGUUGAUAUAAAAAUGGACAAGAUUCUAACCAUUUUCGUAAUGAUGGAUUUGUCAAGCAAUCAAUUUCAAGGGCGAAUACCAACAGUAAUUGGAAAGCUUAAGUCCCUCCAAAUCCUUAACUUUUCUCAUAAUAACCUUAUAGGUCAUAUUCCACCAUUAUUGGAAAAUUUGACAAGUCUUGAAUCAUUAGACCUGUCAUUCAACAAGCUUGUUGGAGAGAUUUCUAAUCAGUUGGCAAAUCUAACAUUUCUUUCUGUGUUGAAUCUUUCAUACAAUCAGCUUGUGGGAUAUAUACCUCAAGGAAAUCAAUUUAAUACAUUUCAAAAUGACUCCUACAUUGGAAACUUGGGGUUGUGUGGAUCCCUAUUGUCAAAGAAAUGUGGAAAUGAUGUACCAUCAUCACCAAUACCGUCCAUCUACCAUGAAGGAGACGAUGAUUCGAGCUGGUUUGAUUGGAAAAUCGUUUUGAUGGGUUACGGAUCCGGAUUGGUAAUAGGCUUGUCUAUAGGAUACAUUGUAUUCACAACAGGAAAACCUUUAUGGUUUGUAUUAGUGGUUGAAAGAGUGAGACUCAGAAUCAUAGCAAGAGUGAAGAGAACCCAUCUAAAAAGAAGAAAUUAG
Molecule: messenger RNA, 2790 nt
Organism: Pistacia vera
Lineage: Eukaryota; Viridiplantae; Streptophyta; Magnoliopsida; Sapindales; Anacardiaceae
Product: receptor-like protein 9DC3
Exons: 2
Coding region: 1-2790 (929 amino acids)
Molecular function (GO): protein binding
Source: RefSeq, a predicted model, not a curated record